This is a messenger RNA of Pedinophyceae sp. YPF-701, 6948 nucleotides long. The record is from the annotation of a GenBank genome assembly. NCBI's taxonomy places the organism in Eukaryota, Viridiplantae, Chlorophyta, Pedinophyceae.
AUGUCGCGCCCGGGAACGGCCAACGAGGACAAGUCCGUCCGGUUCGUCGCCGACUUCCAGCUUGACGGCACCGAUGAGAUCCUGCAACUGCCCAUCGUGCGCUCGGGCAAGUACAAGAAGCUCUGGAAGGGCGCGGUGAACAAGGUCGGGCUCAUCUCUGGCCAUGUCUCGCAAUCCGAUGACAACCUCACGGACUACCUCAAGAAGGUCGGCAAGUACUUCGGCCGCGACCCCGACGUCUGGAUGCCCGAGGGCGAGCCGCGCAACGAGGUCAUCGAGGAAGCCGGCAAGCGAGUCGUCAAGCGCACGGCGCGGUUCGCGGGGUGGUCGCUCUCGCUCGUGCAGCGGCUCCCCUUUUACGACGCCCGCCUGAACCCGAUCGACGGGCGCGCGGACCUGGACUUCUCCGUCGAGCAGAUCACGGUCAGCGACAACGCGGCGUGGCGGAACAUCAUCAUGGACCAGCCCUGGUCGCCCUCGGAGACGCGGCACCGCGUGGCGCUGCUCAUGGAGGCCAAGAUUCUCUCGUCGUCCGAGGAGUUGCAGCUGGAGGGUCUCCACGGGAUGUGGGAGCUCCUGGUCAACAAGGACCACCACGCCGACAUCACCGAGGGCCAGCUCAAGCUCGUCCUCGAGGCCGUCACGCACCAGAACCCGCAGUGCGCCGCCGUCGCCACCGCCGCGGUCUGGACGAUGACGCCCGUCCUCGACUCGCGCCACCAGCUCCUCGCCAUGGAUGCCGUGGGCAUCCUGACCAAGGCGCUCAAGCGCUGCCUCGAGCAGGAGUCGUCCGGCGGAGCGCCGACGUCGGGAAUGCAGUACAAGAGCCUCAAGGGGAUCUCGCGGAUGCAGUCCCUGGCGGUCGGGGUGCUCGACGACGAGGACUCGGGCUCAAUGGCGUCGGGGGAGCACUCCGGGAGCGAGGGCGACGCGCGCGAGGAGGAGAGGGAGGACGCGCGGUCCGUGGCGGGCCGCUCGGAGCGCAUGCCGGGCGACACGGACGACGAGAACGAGGAGGACGGCGACCACGUGUGGUGGGACUACCAGGAGGCGCUGCUGGGGGCGCUGGGGGUGCUCUUCGUGGACCGCCUGGCGCGCAUGAGCUACCUCAAGGUCGAGCCCUCACUCGACACGCUCCUCCGGUUCUGCGAGAACGAGAGCGGCCCGAACCCCGCGUGGAUCGCGGAACGCCGGUCCCUCGCCGCGCGCUGCGUGUGCAUGAUGGUGCACCGCGACCCGGACGUCCGCGCGACGAUGGCGCGCGGCCAGGGCGUCCUCGAGCGCGUGCUCGCGCUGAUCGAGGUCGACGCCGCGGGCCCCGGCGCCGCCCACGUCAAGCUCUGCUUCGUGACUGUCCUGGCCAUCAUGGUGCUGGACGACGUCGUCAUGGAGUACAUCCGCGUCCACGGCCUCGCGCACCGCCUCUUCUCCGCGUGCCUCACGACGCUGGACCAGAUGGUGAAGAUCAUGACGCCGGGCGACGAGAUAUACCGCCUGAUGCCGGACCCGCGCGCCGUGCUGGCGAUGGCCGAGGGCCUCUCGCAGGCGAUGUGGGGCGCGUCGUACGAGUGCUGCCUGCCCAAGGGCGGCGGGCUCACGGAGGCCGAGCUCAUGCAGCUCGCGGACGUCGGCUUCCGCCUCAUGGACAACCGCGAGUUCCGCGUCGACCGCGUCCUGCGCUGCAUCGCCACCGCGCUCGCGAACGCCGCGUCGAGCGAGCCGCUCGCGGAGAUCAUGAUGCGCCCGGAGCCCCGCGAGUCCGAGCCGCUGCCGAGCGACAUCUCUGACUCGGAGGAGGAGGAGUACUACGACACUCCGUGGCAGCGGGAAGAGCGGGAGAAGAAGCUCGCCGAGAAGCGCCGGCGGCUCGAGGCGCUCCGCGCGCAGCAGCUCGAGGAGGAGGCGCGCCGGAAGGCCGAGGAGCUCCCGCACCCGCGCGGCCCCGCGAUGUUCCUGAUGGCGCUGUUUGACCGGCUGCCGGAGUUCGACCCGGAGCAGGAGCCGCACUGCCGGAUCUCGCUGUGCGCGGCGUUCGCGCUGCUCGCGGGGCACCCGUUCGACGCGUCGGGCGAGGAGGCGAUGCACGGCCCGCACCGCGCGCCGCUGCUGCGGAUGGGGAUGUUCCCGCGGCUCCUCGAGGCGAUCGCGUCGGCGACGAACGACCCGUUCUCGAAGCAGUUCUGCGAGAUCACGGGGUCGUUCGCGUGCAUGCAGCUCUGCACGGAGGCCGGCGGGCUCCCCGCGGCGCUCCUCGCGCGCUACGUGACGAUCAUGCGCAAUUGCAAGGACAACGUGGAAUUGGUCGAGUACAUGAUGGCCGGGCUGUGGAUUCUGCUCCGGAGGGACGACAACCGGCAGCACAUCAUGGGCCACAUGGCCGGCGUUGGCCAGAUCGCGGGCGCGAUCGACGGCGACGCUCUGCAGGAGGUCGGCGAAGCGUUGCUGGACCAGGUGGCGCCCGAGGACGAGGUGACGCCGCCGGCGGUGGGCGAGGAGGACGGCGAGGAGGACGGCGGCGGGGGCGACGUCGAGGACCACUUCGAGGGCAUGGCGGAGUUCGUGGCGAGCCAGGGCCCCGGCGACGGCGAGGCGAUCCCCACCAAGGAGAGCUCGCCCGAGUUCAACGCGCAGGCGUCGGUGGAGGACGUCGACAAGCAGAUCGAGGUCGGCGUCGUGGUCAACGAGAACGAGGCCGUCGCGGAGAUGGCGCGCGAGAUGGAGCGCAAGGCUGCGGAGCUCGCCGCCGCCAAGGAGGAGGGCAAGGUGCCGGAGAUGGGCGUGGAGGGGCUGGGGCUGGAGGUCAUCCUGGACGUCGGCUUCUCGUGGCUGGACCGGCUGCUCGGGAUGCGGAACGAGGAGGACGAGGACGCGCCGCUGGUGAAGCUGUUUGAGUUUCUGGUGUCGGGGCUGUGCCUGCUGGUGACCGACGCGGAGCCGCAGCCGCGGCAGUACGAGCAGCUGCUGUUCGAGCAGGACGCGGCGCAGGGGUCGGACAAGAAGGUCUGGUGGGGGGUGUCGGUGACUCCCCCCGAAGAGGACGCGGACAUUGGCAGCAAGUACAACGACGCGCUGGCGCUGAUGUGCAAGCUGCUGCACCUGACGCAGCCCGUCGCGGCCAAGAUCCUGCAGCUCACGAUCAACGCGCUGUGGACCAUCACGCUCAGCCACCAGGGCGCCGAGCGCUUCAUCCUCGAGGCCGGCGCGACGGAGCAGCUGCUGCGCAUCGCCAUGUCGCACAGCCUCCCGCCGCGCGUCCGCGACGCCGCGAUCGGCCUCAUCGCCGACCUCUUCGAGUACUACCCCAACGUCGAGCACAUGGGCGGCGCGGGCCCGCUCGUGAAGGCGACGGUCGACCUGCUGUCGACGCGCACGCCGCUGCUGGAGCACCGCGCCGCGCUGGUGCUCGGCCGCAUCGCGUCGGUCGCGCCGCACUCGUGCCCGGACGCUGCGCAGCACUUGCACACCACGAAGCGCACGAUCGCGAAGAAGGGCGCGGUGAAGGCGCUCGUCACGCUCGUGCGCCACACGCACCAGCGGUACAUCGCGUUCAUGGAGCAGGCGCCGCACAGCCGCGGGAAGGCGUACGCGGGGUCGCGCGGGGGCGUGCGCGACGCCAAGGGCGGGCUCACGGCGAUGGGCCGCGCGACGGCGGCGUACAAGCGCAUGGGCAACAUGGUCCUCGCGGCGCGGGGCAAGGGGCACGAGCACGGGGCGGAGGACCUCGACGCGCGCGAGAUGACGAUGCUCAAGGCCAUGUACAUCAAGCGCGCGGCCAAGGGCGGCGCGACGGACGCGUGGAACGACUUUGAGGAGGACAUGAACAACUAUCCGAUGGUGGUCUCCCUGCAGAGUCUGGCGCUCAAGGCGCUGCUCAACGUAAGCACCAUCGCGGACAACCAGACCAAGGUCUGCCGGAAGGGCCUGUUCACGAUCCUCGGAAUCAACAGCUACUUCUCGCAGAUGGUGUCCUUCCUGGGAACCGACAGCGAGAUCGGCCCGGAGCACGAGCUCCUGGAACUGUCCUCCAAGAUCCUCCAGAACAUGGCGCUGCACCCCGAGAACCGCACGCGCAUGUUCCGCGCCGAGCUCCGCGGGGCCACGCGGCUGCUCGAGGGCAUCGCGGAGGACCGCCUCAUCCGCAACGGCACCAUCGAGGCGCCGCGCGUCGACCUCCAGAAGGAGCAGAAGCGCCUCCUGCCGCCGCUGAAGCGGCAGACCGAGCUCGCGGGGGAGCCCAGCACCUUCUCGCCGUCGCGCCGGAGCGUCAAGCUGGCCAAGGGGCGUCCCACGGGCCGCGCGCCGUCGGACUCGAUCCGGCCGUCGGAGCUGCAGCGGCCGAAGGUCAUGUUCCCGCCGCUGAUCACGGGUGGCGGGAAGAACCAGGGCGGCACGCACGACCUGAUGUUUUCGGACCGGGUGGCGCUGUCGACGCCGCAGGAGGCGGCCGGCGCCGGGACGGAGCGCAUCCGGCUGUCGGCGCAGGGCCCGCGCGGCGCGGCGGAGGGCGGCGGCGGCGAGGCGCAGGCAACGGUCAACGCGGCGGGCAGCUCGGUCGAGCCGGAGCGGUCCCGCGGGACGGUCGCGCGUGGCAAGUUCCACGAGUGGCAGUCGCAGGUGUUCCCGCCCGCGCAGGCCGGCGGCGUCGGCGGCGUGGUCGACCCGAUCGAUUCCGAGAGCUCGGACGACGGGAUGUCGCCGAUGGAGUACGAGCGCUCGCACCGCAUCCAGAUGCCGUCGCUGGCGCAGUCGCUGCGGAAGCCGAUGGCGCACUUGUGGCAGGAGGCGCGCGACUGGGCGGUGCGGCACGGACACAACCGUUGGAACCCGAAAGUCAGCGAGUACCACAUGUCUAAGAAGCCGAUGACGCUCCAGGCCGCGGCGCGCGGGCUCCUGUCGACGCGGGACCCCCCGAUGGCCACGCGGCACCUCACGAGCGCCAGCCUCGACCUCGCGAACACCGGCAAGCUGUACAACCUGAACGACGCCGUGACGACGAAGCGGCCGGCGACGCCGGACCGCGACUUCGGGAAGAAGCCGCUCACGAUGAUGGUGCUCGAGUCGGACCGCCCGACGAUGCGGCAGCUCAGCGCGAUGCGGCUCCCGGUCGACUCCCCCGGGAAGGGCCCCGGGGGGGGUGUGUCGGCGACGCAGUUCCUCGGCAGCACCGGCGGCGGGCAGCAGAAGGAGCAGCUCGGACAGUCCCUCCUCGUCGCGCUCAACCCCACCUCGGCGCGCUCCGUCGUGUCGUUCGAGGACAAGCUCCGCGACCACGCGCCGGGGCGGGACGGCUACCGCGUCCGGCUGUCGAUGUUUGGCCACGUCCCGGGCGCGCGCGUCUACGACGAGGCCGGCAUUCCCAAGUACGAGCUCCCCAACGGGAAGGAGGCCUUCAUGUACCUCAACGGCGGCCUCAUCAACGACGUCAUCGAGGUGGCGCCGGGGGUGCGCCCCGCGCGGCCGAGCACCUUCCCCUCGGCGCUGCAGCGCCACCUGCCGCUCGCGGGGAUCCUCGACGCCAUCGCGAAGCCCCCGGGCUCGGGCCUGGACAUCAUGCUCCUCAAGCCGAUUCCGAAGCUCGCGCGGCUGCCGUCGAUCCACACGCUGCCCGUGCGCAACCCUGAGGUGCUCGAGGGGUGGGCGUUCGGGGACCUGGAGGAGAUCAACCUGCGGUUCCUGCUCGUCACGAAGCGCGUGAACAAGGAGGAGACGUCGACGAUGGUGCAGGACGUGGAGGCGCCGCGCCCGCGGACGCCGUGGCGGCUGCCGGACUCGAUCUUCAAGCCGCGCGUCAAGGAGUCGGACGCGCGCGGGUUCUUCGACACGCACCAGGUCGAGGACAAGUCGUUCGAGCGGUGCUGGCGGCGGCUCACCAGCAAGGACAAGUUCAUGGGGAUGUUGUCGCGCGAGAACAAGGCCGACAAGGACAAGGACGAGAAGGUCAUGGUCCGGGACCUCCAGGCGGUGCUCCGGAAGCACUGGGCGCUCAUCCAGGCGGUGUUCAUGUACUUCAGCACGUCGGGCAGCGGGAGCGUGUUCACGCUCGAGCUCAACGACUUCACGUCCUUCCUCGACACGUGCGAGAUCCCGGACAACGACUCCGAGUACGUGAAGAAGUCGGACUGCGACACGGUGUUCAUCGUGUCGAACUACAUCGCCGACCGCAACGACCCCGAGGCCAAGCUGCGCUCCGAGCACAACAUGAUGCGCGUGCAGUUCAUGGAGGCGCUCGUGCGGCUCUCGCUGUCCAAGUUCGGCAAGGGGCAGGCCACGAACAGCAUCUCCGACGCCGUCGACAUGCUCUUCGAGGAGCUCGUCAUCCCCAAGGUCCCCGAGUACGCCAAGGUCGAGACCAACUGGUUCCGCCGCGAGCGCCUCUACUUUGAGGAAGUCGACGUCGUGCUCAAGGCGAACAAGGCCGCGCUGCUCGCGCUCUACUCGCGGUACCGCCUCCCGCCCAAGUCCGGCGGCCUGCGGCCCAAGGUCUGGAAGCUGUACUGCUGGGAGGCGUUUAUUCAGGACGCCAAGUUGCUGGACGAGGACUUCUCUCUGCAGCAGUCGAGCCUGUGCUACGUGUGGUCGCGCAUGACGACGGUGGACGAGAUCGGCAAGUUCGCGAAGUUCGAGAGCCUGACGUUCAUCGACUUCCUGGAGGGCCUCGGCCGCAUCGCCGACAUCAAGAGUUUGCCUUCUCUGGAAAGCGUCAAGGAGAUGGGGCUGAACAACAUGCUGGACUGGAAGCUCGCGGUCGACAGCGGCUCGAUCGCGCGCGAGCGCCGCCCGUCGAUGGGCAUCGAGGCGGCGAAGACGCGGCCGCUGAGCGUCAAGGUGGAGAGCUUGCUGGAUCUGACCUUCCGACAGCUCAUGUACAUCCCCGGGGAGCAGAACGACUUCACGAUCGACAAGUUCACCCGGAAGAUGAAGCGCGACGACCACGCGCUCGGGUCGUAG